This is a messenger RNA of Auxenochlorella protothecoides, 357 nucleotides long. RefSeq lists its product as hypothetical. Bases 1 to 357 code for a protein of 118 amino acids. The transcript has a single exon. The record is from RefSeq and is a predicted model, not a curated record. Lineage: Eukaryota; Viridiplantae; Chlorophyta; Trebouxiophyceae; Chlorellales; Chlorellaceae.
AUGCGCCGUCGGAGCCGGUGUAGUGGAGCUGAAAAGACUCCCUUGCACCAUGGCGCACAUUGUAAGAAUGGCUUAAUGAGCGACGGCGACGUCACUGCGGGAUUGUUGCAAUACCCACCCUUUGUCGAACACGAAUCUCACUUGCCCAAGCAGGUCGCCCUCUGUUUGGCACUCAUAUGCCAUCCAAGUGGCAUUUCAAUGCUAUUGACGACAUGCCAGGCUGUGACCUGCUGUCCACUCGCACUUGCGCGCCAACGAAUCAACUCUCAUGUCGGGAUUUCGUCAUCAAUCUUCUCAAACAUAUUAAACCCGCUGCGCGUUGCGCGUUACUUACAUUACUGUGUUCCCAGGGUUUGA